Aspergillus nidulans FGSC A4 is the source of this 1968-nucleotide messenger RNA. Its product is annotated as magnesium transporter CorA family protein. Gene Ontology annotation, molecular function: metal ion transmembrane transporter activity; magnesium ion transmembrane transporter activity. Gene Ontology annotation, cellular component: membrane. The record is from RefSeq and is a predicted model, not a curated record. Lineage: Eukaryota; Fungi; Ascomycota; Eurotiomycetes; Eurotiales; Aspergillaceae. Gene Ontology annotation, biological process: transmembrane transport; metal ion transport; magnesium ion transmembrane transport. Bases 1 to 1968 code for a protein of 655 amino acids. The transcript has 2 exons.
AUGUCCGAGUCCGCAAAGUCGGAGAAGUUCAUGGAUCUCACCAGGUUCAGCACACCGGUGCCUGAACUGGAUGACCAUCGGUUCCAAUUAGAUAAUCAACAUCGCAUGGAAGCGACACUGGAUGUGACUUUGAGCCGUCAAAAUACUGCGCAGCAAGGGAUAGCAGAAGUACCCCAGCGCCCCGACCUACUUCAAGUCCAGGAUGCCUACAGAGAUUCUGGACCGUUUUUGCGGGACUUCGAACAGGCUAUUCUGGACGAUGAUCGGUCGGCGAAUGACGUGAAUGCUGUGGGACGCCGAGUAUCUGUCGAUCCCACUGGGAAUGCGCGCCACGGUCGGACAUAUAGCCGUACUCAUCAGGAUAUUGGUAACAGAUCACGAGAGAGUUCCGUUUCGGCUCGAUCCUCGUCGCCGCCAAAUUCCGUCGACGCCUUUGCAGAUCCUCGUCGCCGAGAGCGCGCAAAUACUUUGGAGAGCCAUGGGCCCCCAGAUUUGGAGGCCAUUCUUCAGCGCACGGUUUCAGGCGGUACCAGACGACCGACUUUCAGCAACGCCAGUGUUAUUCGACCUCAACCAGGUGACCUGGAUUCUCCAGAGGAUACGUGCGUGCCGCACUUCGAAGAACCUGGAAGAAUUCCAGUGAUCGACUACGAGGAAUUGGAGGAAUUCGUAGCUUUGAAUCAGAAGACAAAGCCUUCCAGCAAUCAGCGCAAACAUAGUCUGAGUUCGCAGGACAGAUACUCGCGGGCUUUCCGCGACCUUCGCCCAAGCACCGAAAUCGCUACGGGGGUGGAUGAGAAGCACUCCUCAAGCGCCGAGGUUUCCUUUGAUGACUCAACGCCGUCCAAGUUCAAUGACAAAAUCUUCAACCAAGCAAACGAGAAGGAGUUGCUGGACAAGCUGAAGAAUGAGAAUGAGCCGACUCGCUUUGGCUUCUUUUCUUCCGAAUCACAGAGCACCGUACAUGCGGCGGAAUUAGGGGAUCUUGUCCUUCCUGGGGACAGUUUCCGAGAUCUUUUUCAACUUGGACCCGAAGGCGGUGUUUGGUGGCUGGACGUUCUGAAUCCCACCGAGGCUGAAGUGAGCGCAAUUUCAAGGGCGUUCUCCAUUCACCCUUUGACAACAGAAGAUAUUUUAACCCAGGAGUCACGUGAGAAAGUUGAACUCUUCAAGCAAUACUAUUUCGUCUGUUUCCGAACGUUCUAUCAACUCGACAAGACGAGCGAGCAGUUCAUGGAGCCUGUGAACUUCUAUAUGGUCGUCUUCCGCGAUGGUGUUUUGUCGUUCUCAUUUACCGAGAAUCCCCACGCCGCAAAUGUCCGAAAAAGAAUUGGGAAGCUCCGUGACUAUGUAUCGCUCAGCAGCGAUUGGAUCUGUUAUGCUAUGAUCGAUGACAUUGUAGAUAGUUUUGGUCCCGUUAUCCGGGAGAUUGAGGUUGAAACCGAAGCCAUCGAAGACCUCGUGUUUAUUGCGCGCAUGGAUGACUUCGAAUCAUUCUUACCUCGCAUUGGGAAUUUGCGGAAAAAGGUAAUGAGCUUGAUGCGUCUCUUGGGAGGCAAAGCCGACGUUAUUCGUGGGUUCUCCAAGCGCUGCAACGAGCAGUACUCAGUGACGCCUCGGGGCGACAUUGGACUUUACCUUGGUGAUAUCCAGGACCACGUUGUGACCAUGAUGUCUAAUCUAGCACAUUUCGAGAAGAUGCUCAGUCGCUCCCAUACAAACUACCUUGCUCAGUUGAAUGUGACAAAUCUGGUUCUAGGUAACCAUGCCAACAAGGUCUUGAGCAAGGUGACACUUAUCGCUACCAUACUCGUCCCCAUGAACCUCAUCUGCGGUCUGUUUGGCAUGAACGUUCAUGUUCCCGGGCAAGACGUACCAGGAUACGGAUGGUUUUUCGGCAUCAUCGGGGUCCUUGCUGCGGUUGUUAUUAUUAGUGGCCUGGCUGCUCGGUUUUACAAGCUUGUAUGA